Messenger RNA from Petromyzon marinus (sea lamprey), 3029 nucleotides. Lineage: Eukaryota; Metazoa; Chordata; Hyperoartia; Petromyzontiformes; Petromyzontidae. The record is from RefSeq and is a predicted model, not a curated record.
GGGCGAGACCCCCGCCCGCGUCUUCUCGAAAUUUCGCGUUCGCUAUAAGCAGCGGCGCCGGCAACAGCCGCGCUCACAGAAAUCUCCCGCAGCCACCGCGAAAGUGCGAACCACUGCGCCUUGACGACUUCUCACUGCUACGGCAGAACGAUACGAGAUGCCCGAGGUGUCGGAGACGACGCAGCCCAUGGCGGGCAGUGGCGAGGAGGCGGAGACCUUCGCCUUCCAGGCGGAGAUCGCCCAGCUCAUGUCCCUCAUCAUCAACACCUUCUACUCCAACAAGGAGAUCUUCCUGCGCGAGCUCAUCUCCAACAGCUCCGACGCGCUGGACAAGAUCCGCUAUGAGAGCCUCACUGACCCCAGCAAGCUGGACACUGGCAAGGAGCUCAAGAUCGACAUCAUCCCCAAUAAGAUCGACCGCACACUCACACUCGUCGACACGGGCAUCGGCAUGACCAAGGCCGACCUCGUCAACAACCUAGGCACCAUCGCCAAGUCGGGCACCAAAGCCUUCAUGGAGGCCCUGCAGGCGGGCGCCGACAUCUCGAUGAUCGGCCAGUUCGGCGUGGGCUUCUAUUCUGCCUACCUGGUGGCCGAGCGCGUCACCGUCGUCACCAAGCACAACGAUGACGAGCAAUAUGUGUGGGAGUCUUCGGCCGGCGGCUCGUUUACCGUGAGGCCCGACAACGACGGGGAGCCUCUCGGUCGUGGCACCAAGAUCGUGCUCCACAUUAAGGAGGACCAGACUGAGUACCUGGAGGAGAGGUCAAUUAAGGACAUUGUCAAGAAGCACUCCCAGUUCAUCGGCUACCCCAUCACGCUUUAUGUGGAGAAAGAACGCAACAAGGAGGUGAGCGAUGACGAGGAGGACAAGGAGGAGGCGGCUCCUGAUAAACCUAAGGAAGAGAGGUCUGACGACGACACUCCCAACAUCGAAGACGUAGGCUCCGAUGAGGAGGAGGACAAGGCCAAGGACUCGGACAAGAAGAAAAAGAAGAAGAAGAUCAAGGAGAAGUACACGGACAAGGAGGAGCUGAACAAGACAAAGCCGCUGUGGACGCGCAACCCGGACGACAUCACGGCGGAGGAGUAUGGCGAGUUCUACAAGAGCCUCACCAACGACUGGGAGGACCACCUUGCCGUGAAGCACUUCUCGGUGGAGGGGCAGCUGGAAUUCCGGGCGCUGCUCUUCGUCCCCCGGCGGGCGGCUUUCGACCUCUUUGAAAACAAGAAGAAGAAAAACAACAUCAAGCUGUACGUUCGACGUGUCUUCAUCAUGGACAACUGUGAAGACCUCAUCCCGGAGUAUCUCAACUUCAUGAAGGGAGUGGUGGACUCCGAGGACCUUCCCCUCAACAUCUCGCGUGAGAUGCUGCAGCAGAGCAAAAUCCUCAAGGUGAUCCGCAAGAACAUCGUCAAGAAGUCCAUGGAGCUGUUCGCGGAGCUCGCCGAGGACAAAGAUAACUACAAGAAGUUCUAUGAGCAGUUCUCCAAAAACAUCAAGCUGGGAAUCCACGAGGACUCUCAGAACCGGAAGAAGCUAGCGGAGCUGCUCCGCUACCAUACGUCCAUGUCGGGCGAGGACAUGUGCUCGCUGAAGGACUACGUGUCUCGAAUGAAAGAGAACCAGAAGCACAUCUACUACAUCACCGGCGAGUCAAAAGCGCAAGUGGCCAACUCUGCGUUUGUGGAGCGCGUGCGCAAGCGUGGCCUGGAGGUGGUGUACAUGGUGGAGCCCAUCGAUGAGUACUGCGUGCAGCAGCUGAAGGAGUUUGACGGGAAGACCCUCGUCUCCGUCACCAAGGAGGGCAUGGAGCUUCCGGAAGAUGAGGAAGAGAAAAAGAGACAGGAGGAGGCCAAGGCCAAGUUUGAGAAUCUCUGCAAGGUGGUCAAGGAGAUCCUGGAGAAGAAGGUGGAGAAGGUGACCGUGUCAAAUAGGCUGGUCUCCUCUCCGUGCUGCAUCGUGACCAGCACCUACGGCUGGACGGCCAACAUGGAGCGCAUCAUGAAGGCGCAGGCCUUGCGAGACUCCUCCACCAUGGGCUACAUGGCCGCCAAGAAGCACCUGGAGAUCAACCACGACCACCCCAUCGUGGAGACCCUGCGUCAGAAGGUGGAGGUGGACAAGAACGACAAGUCGGUGAAGGACCUGGUCAUCCUGCUGUUUGAGACGGCGCUGCUGUCGUCUGGAUUCACGCUCGAGGACCCACAGACGCAUGCGAGCCGCAUCUACCGCAUGAUCAAGCUGGGACUUGGCAUCGAUGACGAUGAGUCGACAAUUGAAGACAUCCCUGCCGGUCCCGCAGACGACCUUCCACCCCUGGAGGGCGACGACGAGAACGUGUCGCGCAUGGAGGAAGUCGACUAGAGGAGGAAGAAGCCCCCCCCGCCCUGUUCUCCCUCACACGAUGUUAUUCGUUGUGACCCUCGGGCUCUGCACAUUCAUAACAAUUUGAAAGCGUUCACAAAUAUGAAGACUGGACCAUGUAAAGGCUCCCAGUGUCUUUUCUUUUUAACCCACAUGCCGAGUGAGCAUGGCUCCACAAGCCCAAAACGUGAAGUGGUCACAGCAACAAACAGCACUUUCUUUCAAAGUUGUCAUGGAUCCGAGUGAACAGAUUUUCCCGAAAUUGAGCAAGAUUCUUACAAGAGUGGGCAAAGCGAUGAAGUAUGAUGGGAGGAGGGUAUUUACAAGUGGAGCAGUGCGGUGAAGGAAGUGCCGCGUCCUGAUUAAUUAUCCUACAGAGGUGUGAAGAUUUCUGUAUACUGUUAAUGCUUCUAUAUAGUUCUGUGCUUAUUCCAUAGGCUGCUAUUCCACUGUAAAUGGUCCGUGUGCAGACAGCUGCUGGGAGAGUGGGUAUGUCGACGAAACUUCCCUCCCUUCGCAGAACAAGCUACGAUAUACUGCAUGCAGUGAAUUUAAGUUAUGUUUUUGUAAACGUUGGCUGCACCGUUGUCAAUGCCAUUCUAGUGCUUUUAAUUUCCUUGGAUAUUUUUUAAUAAAAAUUGCACGCACAUUACUGGGUUUA